CCUAUGGUAGGCUCAAGGAGAAAGGAGUCCAAGGGACAGCAUCACUUUCCCUAACCUCUCUGCCGUGUUUGUUUAGUAGCGUCCUUCAGUAGCUUCCCCCCUUCCUGUGAUUUGGUUUAGCCCGUCCCAUUUCUCGGAAAAGAUGGCGGCGGUGGCUGAAGCAAAGGAGGCGGUUUGGAAUCGGCUGGAUGUGCCGUGGCCCUCAUGCAGCGCGACAGUCGCUGUGCCGCCUCAGCACGUCUCAGUGAGAUGUCUUCUUUCUGUUCUGAAGGGCUGUCAUGCUGUCAACAACAUUCUGAAAAACAAAGCCAUGGUUGCAGAACAGAGCCUCCUGCAUUCAAUUAUGUAUAGUUUUCGCUAUCAGAUGAGUCGUCAUAGGCCAUAUCGGUCUCUCAGACAGGUAGAACAGUGCUUGAAGCGUUUAAAUAGUAUGAAUCUGGAGAAGCCGAUUCAAGAUCUUAUUAGGUUGGGCCCCAUAAAACAAAAAUCUGAAAAUGCUGAAGAUGCCUUGGUUCCAAGCCAGCCUGUCAUAGAAGUGAUACUAUUGAAGAUUUUGGGCAGUUGCAAGCUCAUACUGCGUUUGCUUGAAUGUUGUUGCACAGCAUUUCUUUUGUCUGUUAAGCAUCUGUGUUUGAAAGAGUACAUACUAUUGAAUACCGUGGUGUUGGGGUUGCUAAGCCGAUUAUGGAUUCUUUAUAGAGGGGUGUUAAAAAGCCUCAGUUCUUUAUAUAUGAGUCUGUUCAAAUUGCUUCAGGAAGUUACAAAGACUCAACCAAGGCCUUACAUAAAAGGAUUUGCCUUUCCUUCUGAAAUAUAUGAAUUUCUGGGAACCACUUAUUCAGAGAUUAAGAAGAAAAUGCCCAAAGCAUUUGUAAUGAAAAAGGCCGGAACUGGAUGGAUGGAUAGACUCUUCGUUGUAAACAAGACUGUAUCUCAGGCUUCAAGUGCAGGAGUUCCUACCAGAAAGAAGAGGAGGAAGGCUCAGAACACCAUUGAUAUUGGGAAGCCAGUUGUGGUAAACAGAACAAAGCAAGAUCUUGGGAAAGAGUUUGAUAUCAAGAGGUUUUGCAGAUACCCUAAUCCUGCACCACAGGAGAAUACCAAAUUCAUGGUAAAGCUUCCUAAAUCAAAAAGGAGAACUACCCUGGUUUCUUCUAAAUCACUGAGGGCUCUGCAUCUUAAAUCUUUUGUGUCCAAGUUUCAAGAAGCAAGUACCUUUGGAGAACUGUCUGACACACUCAGAACAACAAUUCUGUGGUGCAAAAGCAAUACACUUAGAUCAGAGGCUUUUUUCUUAGGAAUGAAGCUUUUGAAAAGUAGGCGAUUGCAGCAUGUGGAAACACAGGGUUGCAGAGCUGAAAGAAGACACACUCCUGGCCUCUGCCACCAGCCCAAGGCGGGGGAGGCACCUUUGACUCCCAGGAAGAACAUCAGGGCAAGGGAAGUAACCUAGCCCCAUCCACCAGUCAGUGAAGAAGUAGCUGCUCCAAAGCUUGCUUGCUUUUUCCAUCCCCCUUCCCUUUUGUAUCCUGCCUAUUAGAUAGUUCCUGCCCCCAAGCUCACAACCUUUAAUAUUUGUGCAAGGCUCAAGAAAAUUAGGUGCUGUUUAACAAUGUCCAUAAUGUGGUAGAUAGUCUUUCUCAGUCCGGAUGUUUAAAAUAAAGGGGAAGGGCAGAGGCGUGUUGCUGCGGGUAGUGUUAAGCCCUUUAUAUUAGAUUUUGAUUAUGGACAGCUGUUGCAGACUAACUUGAACUCUUGCCUUGUGCAAGAGAUCGUUGACUUCACAGGAUAGUUACUUGGAUUCAACCAGGAAGCUAUUUUGAAUAUUGCUGUAACAAAGAAUCCCUGUAUUGUUGUCUGUCUUGGGAGCAAAUUCCAUUGAACUCCAUGGUGAUUACUGCUGAAUAGACAUGGCUAGAAUUGCACUGCAG
This is a messenger RNA of Rhineura floridana, 1931 nucleotides long. It is a transcript of the gene RMP64, whose product is annotated as nucleolus and neural progenitor protein. The transcript has 9 exons. The record is from RefSeq and is a predicted model, not a curated record. Bases 143 to 1453 code for a protein of 436 amino acids. Gene Ontology annotation, biological process: positive regulation of Notch signaling pathway. Lineage: Eukaryota; Metazoa; Chordata; Lepidosauria; Squamata; Rhineuridae. Gene Ontology annotation, cellular component: nucleus.